GAUCCCAAUUCUAUUCCUAUUCUUCUGGAACACACAUCUAAAGCUGAGGAAACGCAAAAAGCCCCAGUAAAUGCAGAAGUAACGGAAAUCAUUCAAGCAGUAGAAAGCCAAGAGAGUCUGCUGGAGGAUAUACAGAAUGACAUUCACCAAGCUGCCAGCCAUCUCAUGGAGCUACAGAAUGCCUUGGGACAUAACAUUUCUAGUGAAUUUACCACGAGUCACAAUGAAUCAGACACUGCUGAAGAUAAAGAUUUAGAAAUAGAUGACCGUCUCCUCCGAGAAGUGUUUCUACCACAUGUGGAAAACUUCCUAAAGGCUCAUUUUAACCCUGUGUGGAACAGCUUUAACAAAAGUCUACAGAAUCUGAACAGCAUGGUCAAGAACCUCUCUGAAAAUGUUGAAUCCAACAGAAAGAGAUUGGAUACAUUCCUGGAGAACACUGUACCCAAGAAAGACCUUUAUGAGCUGGGAACAAAAUUUGAAUCAAAGAUUCAGGAAAAUGUUGACAAACUUGAACAGCUAAAACAUGACAUGGCCAACCAUUUUCAUACACAGCAGGCUGUAAUCCACUUUAACUUCACCAUGUUUAAAACAGACACAGACAUGAAGUUGAAGAGGAACUUGAAGAUGCAACAGUCACAGUAUUCCUAUUUGAACUUUAGUAUUAGUGAACUUCGAAGAGGUCAGGAGCAAAUUCAGGAUGAUAUAUUCGAUUUAUCUCAGAAUAUCACAUUACAGUGUGGACAAAGAGAAGGGGAAGUGGUAUCAAUUACAAACACGCAGAUUAAUGAUACUCUUAGAGUGCAUGAGAAAGAGAUUCAAGAAUUACUAACAGAGCAAGAUGUCAUUUUUGAGAAUAUUUCUACUCUGGAGAAAUGGAUUAAAGAGCUUCGCACAGAAUUUAAAAAGAAUACUGAAAGGGUACAGGUUCAGUUCAUGGAGAAAAGUCUCAUUCUGGAGGAAUACAAAGUCUUAAUUCAACGACAGAUAAUGGAACUUAAUUACACUAUUGCCAGUAUACAAGAUAGCAUUGAUGAGCUUUUCAAGGAUUGCGACUGUCACAAAAUGAAUGCAGACAUUCUUGCUCUUGUGGAAAUACAGAGGAAUUUCUCUAACCAGUAUAGGGACAUUUUGUAUGGAAUUGAAGAUGUGAAACAAAAGGAAGGAAGUUCAAAGAUAUCAUUGCAAAAUUCAGUUGAAGAUCUCUCAUUGGAACUCCAACUUAACCGCCAGUCUCUAACAGCCCAGCAAGAACAGGGACGAAAGCUUAUGCAUAUCACCAAUCAGCUGCAAUCUCAAGCUACAAACUUUACCGAUGAUGUUAAAUUUCUCAGGUUAGAAAACAAUCAAAUUCAUAAUCAUAUCAAACAUCUGGGCAGUUCAUUCAGU
Messenger RNA from Staurois parvus, 1389 nucleotides. The record is from the annotation of a GenBank genome assembly. NCBI's taxonomy places the organism in Eukaryota, Metazoa, Chordata, Amphibia, Anura, Ranidae.